Pollicipes pollicipes is the source of this 969-nucleotide messenger RNA. Its product is annotated as retinol dehydrogenase 13. The record is from RefSeq and is a predicted model, not a curated record. The transcript has 8 exons. Bases 1 to 969 code for a protein of 322 amino acids. NCBI's taxonomy places the organism in Eukaryota, Metazoa, Arthropoda, Thecostraca, Pollicipedomorpha, Pollicipedidae.
AUGCUGGAUACCCGGGACGCGACCACGACGCCCACACUCACGACGACCGCCCGCCUGGAUGGCCGCACGGUGGUGGUGACGGGCGCCAACACGGGCCUGGGCCGCGAGACGGCGCUCGAGUGCGCCAAACGCGGCGCCAGGGUCUUCAUGGCCUGCCGGGACAUGACCAAGUGCGAGGAGACUCGGAAGUUUAUAGUCCUCGAGACCUCUAAUAGAUAUGUGUACUGCAAACACUGCGACCUUGCGUCCCAGGCGUCCGUCCGAAAGUUUGCCGACGUCUUCAAUAAAACCGAGCCGCGGCUGGACGUGCUGAUCAACAACGCCGGCGUGAUGCGCUGUCCCCGCCGGCUCACUGUCGAGGGCAUCGAGCUGCAGCUGGGCGUCAACCACAUGGGCCACUUCCUGCUCACAGCGCUGCUCCUGGACAAACUCAAGAGCAGCGCACCCAGCCGGGUGGUGAACGUGGUGAGCGUGGCGCACCGGCGCGGCGUGCUCGACUUCCGCGACCUCAACAGCGAGAAGGAGUACAGCCCCGUGGACGCCUACAACAACAGCCAGCUGGCCAACAUGGUGUUCACGCUGGAGCUGGCCAGGCGGCUGAAAGGCAGCGGCGUCUCCUGUAACGCCGUCCACCCGGGCCUAUCGGCCACCGAGCUCAACCGCCACAUGAGCUUCUACAAUAGCUGGCUGGCCGCUGUGGUCGUCAAGCCGCUGCAGUGGUUCGCGCUGAAGACGGCGGCGCAGGGCGCGCAGGGCAUCGUGUAUGCGGCCGCCGAGCCGACCCUCGCAGACAUCAGCGGCGAGUACAUCAGCGAGUGCGAGGGCACGGCCGUGGCGGAGGAGGCGCUGAACGAGCGGCUCGGGGCCCGGCUGUGGGCCACCAGCGCCCGCUGGACGGGACUGGAUGCCGACCUGAGCCCGGCCCGCGGCUCAGAGGCCGGCGCCGCUCGGACGAGUGGCGGCAACUGA